AUGAAUCCUCCCGUGCAGGCGCCGGCCCCUGGUCAGCGCAAAUUGGUUCUUUGCUUUGACGGAACUGGAAAUAAAUUCCACGGCGACGACAGUGACAGCAACAUUCUGAAGAUUUUUCGAAUGCUCGAUCGCAGCUCCGAGAACCAGUAUCACUACUACCAGCCCGGGAUCGGAACCUAUGUCACCUCCGAGGCACUGAGCCAGUCGGGCAUCGUGUCCAAAAUCAGCGAGCACUACCAAAAGGCAAAGGACUCUGCCAUUGGGUCCAGCUUUGACCAGCAUGUGGUGUCCGGCUACCGCUUCCUGAUGCGCUACUACAAGAACGGCGACCAAAUCUACAUGUUUGGCUUCAGCCGUGGCGCCUACAUUGCCCGCUUCCUGGCCGAGAUGCUCGACUACAUCGGGCUCCUGUCCCACGGCAACGAGGAGAUGAUCAAGUUUGCCUGGCGCGCCUUCUCGCAGUGGCAAUGCCGCCGCAAGUCUCGCGGCGACGAGAACCCAGACGACGAGGAGUCCGAGGCAGGCGAGGGCGAGGACAAGGUCGACAAAAUGUACACCUUCAUGAAGGAUUUCCGGGAGACUUUUUCACGACCCGUCGGACGCAUCCGCUUCCUGGGCCUCUUCGACACGGUCAACUCCGUGUCCCGGUUCGAGAGCGCCUGGAUGCAACGCGCCAAGUUUCCCUACACGGCCCGCACGAGCGCCGAGGUCAUCCGCCACGCCGUGAGCAUUGACGAGCGCCGGGCCAAGUUCCGCCAGGAUUUGCUGUACCAGAAGACGCACGACCACAAACGCCCGCACCAUCACCAUUUUUCCGAGUUGCUGGAGCCCGUGCGACGGAGCUUCGAGGCGUACCUCGGCGGCGAUGGACCCGGCGACGCCGGUGAUGCCGCCGACAGUCCUCACAGCGUGGCGAAUGCGCAAAGUCUCGAGCCUCCGUCGGAGCGGACAGGCAGGAAUCUGCUGUCCCCAGAGAACGGUACUCGGCGAGAGCCACGACGCAGCAAGUCGCGCAACCACGUGCCGUACAGGAUGGCGCCUCGCGCGCACUCGUUCAAGUCGAAGCACCGCAACGGGCACGAGCAUGUCUGUCCCGGCAAGGGCCCGCAGAAGCCUGAAUUCGAGGAAGACGUCGGCCAGGACAUUGACGAGGUCUGGUUCGCGGGCGGUCACGGGGAUAUCGGCGGUGGGUGGCCGGUGCCAGACGACCGCCGGAGCGCAAGCCACGUGCCUCUGACCUGGAUCGUGCGGGAAGCCAUGAACGCGGGCCUCGAGUUCGACAUGCACCGAGCCACGACCAUGGGCUGCACCGAGGCGCCGGUGCUCGUCACGGUGCAGCCGCCGCCCGAGGCGGCGGGCGUGCCGGAGCCGACGCAGUCGUCGUUCCAGUCGCAGUACUCGUCCGUCUUCACCGAGUCGCUGCACAUGUCGCACACGUCGAGCCUGCACGACUCGCUCGUGUACGGCGGCGGCCUGGGCCACGUGGCCGUCACGGCGUGGAAGAUGAUGGAGUGGCUGCCGUUUCGGCGCAUGGACCUGCAGCGCGACGGCUCCUGGCGGCCGAUCCGGUGGCCGCUGCCGCGGGGCGAGGUCCGGGACGUGCCGGACGGCGUGCGCGUGCACGGGAGCGUGCUGCGCCGCAUGCAGACGGACGAGGGGUACCGGCCGGGGAACCUCAUCGUCGGCGGAGGAGGUCGCGGGAAGAGGAGGGCGCCAAAGGAGUAUGGCAUGGGCGAGUGGCAGUGUGUUGCUGAGCCGGGCGAUCCAAUUGGGGAGAUUUGGAUGCGUAAAUAA
This is a messenger RNA of Cordyceps militaris CM01, 1794 nucleotides long. RefSeq lists its product as uncharacterized. The coding region runs from base 1 to 1794 and encodes 597 amino acids. The transcript is spliced from 2 exons. The record is from RefSeq and is a predicted model, not a curated record. NCBI's taxonomy places the organism in Eukaryota, Fungi, Ascomycota, Sordariomycetes, Hypocreales, Cordycipitaceae.